CCUCAAUUGCUCUGACAUAGUUUACGUUUUGCUGAGUGACGACCGACGCACAAAAGUAUUUCCAUAUCGUUAGAUCUUAUUCGGAUAUAUUAAACGGUUCAACAGUCCAUGUCAGCAUGUUUCUGUUCACACCAAGGGGAAGGUCUGGGUCAGUGGGCUCAGUCGCUUCUACUAGGAGAACAAGUGUGAGUUCAGACAUGGAGUCUUUUCGUUCAAGGCAACCACGUAUGGAGGGAAAUCUGAAAUGGGUAGACACUCUGGAAUGUUCGCAUGAAGUGAUGUGUUGUCGCUUCCAUCCUGAGGGAAAUGUAUUGGCAGUGGGUCAAGCAGAUGGGACAAUCAAAGUUUUCAAUCCAGACACGGGGCAGCUUCUCCAUGUAUUAUCAGAUGAUGAGACCAUCCACACUCAUUUACCAGUGACCAGCAUUAACUUUGUCAUAGCAAUGGCAGGAGAUGACAAAAUUGAACAUUCUCACAUCCUGAUGGCAACAUAUGCCUCUGGACAGAUAAAGUUCUGGCACUACACAUCUGGUUCUUGUAUCCACACAAUCCAUGAGGUGAGGCAGACGCUGACUUCCGCAUUCACUCCUAGCACAGAAAAGUUUAUCACAGCCGGUGCCGACUCUGAGAUCCAUGUCUAUGACACUGAGAGCAAGAGGAAAGUUUUUACCUGUGAGCCAAGUGAUAGUAGAGAUUUGAUGAAUGGUCAUCGGCUGAGGGUCUUUGCCUUGAAAUUCCAUCCAUAUGAACCCAACAUCUUCAUAUCAGGAGGGUGGGAUGAUACUGUACAGUUCUGGGAUCUGAGACAGAAAGGGUCCACCAGGUCACUGUUUGGUCCACACAUAUGUGGAGAUGCCUUGGAUAUUGAUCCAGUUCAUAACCACAUCCUCACAGGCUCUUGGAGAAAGGAGAACACACUGCAGAUCUGGGACUUUAAUAAUGGAGCUAAGAUCAAAGAUGUUCCCAUAGACCACAUGCAUUCAAGUCUGCUGUACUGUGCCCAGUGGCUGGGUAAAGACUAUAUGGUAUGUGGUGGAUGUGAUCACAACAUGGCCAUGGUCAUUGACAGGGGCACACUGAAUGUAACUGGUCAGGUGUAUGAUCUCCCUCAAGGUGUGUACUGUGUGGACAGCACAAAAACAGGAGCCAUCCAUAAGCUGGCCAUUGGAUCUGAACACCAAGUACACAUUGUCAAAAAUGAAAAGAAGUGAGAGGAGACUUAGCACAAUUUCUUCUAUAUGAUGAAUGAGAGACCUUUUUAAGAGGACCUACUGUAGUGAAUAUGGUAAAUGUAACAGUGGCUCAAGAUACUACUCAAACUAUUGAGUUAUGUAUACACAAUGUCUGCCCACCUCUGUUGUGCCAACAACCAUCCAGGUAUAUUGAUAUACUUUGUACAAUAUAUACAUAUCAACGUUUUAUAGAGAGACAAUCUAGUAAAAAUGACAGGAAACUUUCCAAACCACCAAAAAGAGGCAAAGAACUGCUCGCCACUUUAUUUUAUUCCAUAAUUACAUAUGGUUUAACAUUUUUUAACAUGAAUGCAGUGUCCAAAAUUAUUUUAAAAGAAAAUACAUUGUUAUUUGUAAAAAAAGAUUUUUGAGAUAUUCCUGGAAGCAGCAUGCACUAUUCCGUCCACAUUACUGCAGUGUCUAAAAGUAUUUUAAAACUAAAUAGCAUUUUAUUUGUAAAAAAAAAA
Messenger RNA from Lingula anatina, 1699 nucleotides. RefSeq names its product dynein axonemal intermediate chain 4. The record is from RefSeq and is a predicted model, not a curated record. Lineage: Eukaryota; Metazoa; Brachiopoda; Lingulata; Lingulida; Lingulidae. Gene Ontology annotation, molecular function: protein binding.